AUGGGCAACCAGCCGUCGCAUCCCUGUGUUCCUCUCGAUGGCUAUUUGGCGGUGAGGGCCUCCAUAGAGGCCCGCUUCCCCCCUCCCCCGGCGGUCCGUCAGACGAACCCAACAGAUUCUGGUGCCGGUUGCUGGGGGGGCCCCGGGGGCGAACAGCAGGUGACGGCCUCAGAAAGGCAGCAGCAUGAGAAGCCUGUUGUGCGAGAAAACUCGAGGUCCAGUGGUCCAGUGCUACAGGAGCCGGCAUCUACGGGGCCCGUCCUCCCCCCAACCCUCAGCGUAGCUGAAACCACCGACUCGGAUUGGGCCCCCGACGAGUUCGAAGCAGCGUCAUUAGAUGACACCUUGGGGGGCCUGUCUCAGUCAUUCACCAGGGCCAAAGCUCCGCAAGUCAGGGCACAGUCGCCUCUGCCGUUUCCCUCUAUGGCGCACUGCUCGCCGACGGUUUCGAGGAAAGCAGAGACCCCAGAGACCCCGCAGCAGCAGGUGCAGCACCAGCGAGAGAUCAGCAGCAGCAACACCUGCAGCAGCAAUAGAAGCAGAAGCAGUAGCAAGGACGGCGAUGUGGCGCAGAGAACACAGAAGGUAUACGCUGUGGAUGCGUUUCCUAGUCACGUCAGCAGGCCGAAGCAAUUAGAUGCGGCUCUCGUCACACAAGAGAAAGAAAUGCCAAGAGUAAAGCAUGAAAGAACUCGGCGGGAAAAUACCCAGAGGCGCGCAGUGAGAAGUGGUGAUCCUCACGCAACUGGGGCCCUCGAAGAGGCCGCCGAGAAACGUGCUGAAGAGGCCCCUGAGGCGCACACUGCUGGGGCCCCUGCUGUGCAAGAGGAAGAACAUGAAAUGUUUUGCCCUCUGUCGCCGAAUUCAGCCUUAGGGGCGUGCACUCCAUCAAAAGUUUCGAAGAAGGGCGCGUCAACAACUACAAGGCAGAGAGCUGCUGCUGCUGGGGCAGUUGUUUCGUCUCAGGACCCUUCUCCUUCAGAUAAAAAUAUGUCUUAUGGGCCUGCAUGCAAUCAUCUUCCUUUCCUUGAAGGCAGAGCGCUGCAGACUUUGUUGCCGUUCCUCUUUGGACGGCCUUUGGGCGCCUGCAUGGGUGUUUGCGUGCACUGGUUCAUGAAAAUAAGCAAUGCCCUUGCUGAGAUGUGCGCCCCCAUCGAUAGAGGCUUCGAGGCAUCUUAUGGGAAGUACCUUUUGCCUGUGAGCGCUACGGUGAAGCUUCAGGCACUGCACAUUGCACAAGGAGAGGGGUUUCGACUGGAUUGGGUUAUCACAGCCAAGGUGUUGCCCCCCGCUGCCAACCAUGUGCUGUCUAUGGGUUAUUGUUUUAAAUACCGGCAUCCUUCUUCUCUAAACGACUGGCAUUUGCCUCCUCGUUAUGCUGGCCGUGAAAAGACAGCAGAUAGUUCCUCUCGUUGGGUCGAGAGGAACUCCUUCUCACGCAGGUCUUCUUUGCGUGGCAUCUCAGGGGGAGGCCAGAGUCCAACGACAAUCACUGGGAAGGAGCCUGCAGACCAGUGUCGACGGGAAGCGCCGAUGUUCUCUGUUGCAGUUGCGCCUUUGGGUAGCAAACGGCGGCUGUGGCUGCACCGUGACCUGUGCAGGUUCCACGGCGAUGAAACCGGGCAGGCGGUGUUGUCGCAUUUGGGUCCCGUUUGUGUAGGGGAUUUCGUUGAAGUGCCAGUGGUUCUCUCUAACGGAAUAGGCGCUGCUGAUGUGUCCACGGUGAGUCGUUUCCGUCAUCUACAAAGGUUCCGGGAACGUACUUUGCGUGGUGUGCUUUUGGUACGUGCAGAAUGCUUGGAGCCUGAAUUACAUCAUGAAUCCACCGAGUAUUCAGGCAUUGAUGUGCUCGUCCGACGCUCUCUCUACCGAGCAGUGCAAAAAGGUUCGGCAGGAACAGCAGCCCAGCGAGCUUGGGGCCUGCAGUGUCAAGUGGUGCCUCAGGAUGCACCCAUCAUAUUCCCUUUGACUCGCAAAGGUCUUUUGCAUGACCGAUCCUCCCGUUUUCAGCUCCGCGUGGGCGACAUAUUGGAGUCUUAUUUGACCAUCGGAGGUGCGAGCGUUUGA
This is a messenger RNA of Eimeria acervulina, 2067 nucleotides long. RefSeq lists its product as hypothetical. The coding region runs from base 1 to 2067 and encodes 688 amino acids. The transcript is spliced from 7 exons. The record is from RefSeq and is a predicted model, not a curated record. Lineage: Eukaryota; Apicomplexa; Conoidasida; Eucoccidiorida; Eimeriidae.